AUGAAUUACGAUUACUUGACUGACCAGCAGAAACAACAGCUUUAUUUUCAGCAAAUGCAGGCUCAGCAACAACAACAACAACAACAACAGCAACAUCAACAACAACAUCAACAACAACAUCAACAACAACAGCAACAGCAACAGCAACAACUACACUAUAAGCAACAACAGCAACAACAACAGCAACAACAACAGCCUCAGCCUCCCAGACAGCCAUUUACGGCGUUCUUACAACAUAAUGGAUCAAACUCUGACUUACCUCAAAUGGGUACUUUCCAGCAAGAUUUGCAAAGGCAGAAUAUUCCAAAUCUCAGGUUUUCCGAACAAAACCAACCAAGCGAGUUGGAACCGGAAUUUCAGGAUGAUGAUAGCUUUAUGGAUGAAGAUCUCACCGAAAUUCACGAACAGCCUCCCACACACGAAUUAAAUUCAUCACCUAUGGCCCAUCCACAUUCAUUUCAACAAAAUUUUCAAACGCCAACUAAGGACCAUGAUGUGAAUUUAAGGAAUCAGCAGUUUCAAUCUGUUGAUUCUGAGAGAUCCUUGGAUUUUAAGCCACCGGUAACUUUCACUACCCUCAACAACAACAGCAGCACGAACCUUUCCAGUCCUAGCGAAAGUUCAUUCUUGAAGUCAAAUUUAAAUUUACCAACUUCCAACAUUCCUCCAUCAAAUGCACCCAACGAUUCAAAUGCUCAAAAGUCUAACUAUAUAUAUUUUAAUCGUCAACCAAAUUCAUUGAGUAAAAUAUCCCAGGAUAAGGCUUCGUCGAUAAAGUUGAAAUUAGAAAAUUACUAUCAAAUGUCAGUUGCUCAUGCAAUUGAAAGAAACCAAAGACGCUUAGACUUGGAGCAUAAAUUGUUGAAUGAAGAAAGUGGAUCUUCUGAAGAACGUAAAAAUAGACAGUUACAGAAUUUAGGCAAAAAAGAAUCUCAAUUUUUAAGAUUAAGAAGAACAAAAUUAUCCUUGGAAGAUUUCAAUACCGUAAAAGUUAUUGGUAAGGGAGCUUUUGGUGAGGUUAGAUUAGUUCAAAAAAGAGAUACCGGUAAGAUCUACGCUAUGAAAACAUUAUUAAAGUCAGAAAUGUAUAAGAAAGAUCAAUUAGCGCAUGUUAAAGCAGAGAGAGACGUGUUGGCGGGCUCUGAUUCGCCCUGGGUGGUUUCUUUAUAUUACUCAUUUCAAGAUGCCCAAUAUUUAUACUUGAUUAUGGAGUUUUUACCAGGAGGAGAUUUAAUGACUAUGUUGAUUAGAUGGCAAAUAUUUACCGAAGACAUCACUAGGUUUUAUAUGGCCGAGUGUGUAUUGGCUAUCGAGGCAAUUCACAAGUUGGGAUUUAUUCACAGAGAUAUCAAACCAGAUAAUAUUUUGAUAGAUAUCAGGGGUCAUAUAAAGUUGUCUGAUUUUGGGUUAUCGACCGGGUUCCAUAAGACUCAUGAUUCUAAUUACUACAAGAAGUUACUCGAAAAGGAAAAUUCUAAUCAUACCAACCCACACAAUGGCAACCUUCAAGCACCAUCAAUGGCAAACAACAAUAGGAAUUCCAUGAUGGUGGAUGCAAUCCAUUUAACCAUGUCCAACAGACAACAAAUGCAGACUUGGCGUAAGUCCAGAAGACUUAUGGCAUACUCGACAGUUGGUACCCCCGACUACAUUGCGCCAGAGAUAUUCGUGCACCAAGGAUACGGCCAGGAAUGUGAUUGGUGGUCGCUUGGAGCUAUCAUGUUCGAGUGUUUGAUCGGAUGGCCUCCUUUCUGCUCUGAAACUCCCCAUGAAACCUACAGAAAGAUUCUCAACUGGCAGGAAACUCUCCAGAUUCCAGACGACAUCCACUUGUCGCCUGAGUCUGAGGAUUUGAUUCGUAAGCUUUUGACAAACGCAGAAAACAGACUUGGCAGAUACAACGGCGCCGACGAAAUCAAACUGCAUCCCUUCUUCCGUGGGGUCGAUUGGGACACCAUCAGAAAAGUCGAUGCACCCUUCAUUCCUAAGCUUCGUUCCAUUACCGAUACCAGAUUCUUCCCUACAGACGAGCUCGAAAACGUUCCCGACUCCCCUGCAUUGUCAAAAGCAAUGGAGCAAAGAGAACAGGUCCUACAAAAUGGCGGAAAUGUCAAAGAAGACUUGCCAUUUAUCGGCUACACUUACUCGAGAUUCGAUUACCUUACAAGAAAAAAUGCUUUGUAA
This is a messenger RNA of Debaryomyces fabryi, 2184 nucleotides long. RefSeq names its product serine/threonine protein kinase (gene CBK1). Gene Ontology annotation, biological process: peptidyl-serine phosphorylation; intracellular signal transduction. The transcript has a single exon. Lineage: Eukaryota; Fungi; Ascomycota; Pichiomycetes; Serinales; Debaryomycetaceae. The coding region runs from base 1 to 2184 and encodes 727 amino acids. Gene Ontology annotation, molecular function: protein serine/threonine kinase activity; ATP binding. The record is from RefSeq and is a predicted model, not a curated record.